GGCCCGCGACGCGCGGCCUCUUCCUGUCUGGGCCGGGGCGGCGCGUGGUCCUCGUUGAGUGUCUGAGGCUCCUCAGCUGCGCCCACAGUUCCCAGGAUGACUGAGUGGGAGACAGCUGCCCCUGCUGUGGCAGAAACCCCCGACAUCAAGCUCUUUGGAAAGUGGAGCACAGAUGAUGUACAGAUCAACGACAUUUCCCUGCAGGACUACAUCGCAGUGAAGGAAAAAUAUGCCAAGUACCUGCCCCACAGUGCAGGGCGCUAUGCGGCCAAGCGCUUUCGUAAGGCGCAGUGCCCCAUCGUGGAGCGCCUCACCAACUCUAUGAUGAUGCACGGCCGCAACAAUGGCAAGAAGCUCAUGACUGUGCGCAUCGUCAAGCAUGCCUUCGAGAUCAUCCACCUGCUCACCGGCGAGAACCCCCUGCAGGUCCUGGUAAAUGCCAUCAUCAACAGUGGUCCCCGAGAGGACUCUACGCGUAUUGGGCGAGCUGGGACGGUGAGGCGGCAGGCUGUGGAUGUGUCCCCAUUGCGCCGCGUCAACCAGGCCAUCUGGCUUCUGUGCACGGGUGCCCGUGAAGCUGCCUUCCGGAACAUCAAGACCAUUGCUGAGUGUCUGGCAGAUGAGCUCAUCAACGCAGCCAAGGGCUCCUCUAACUCCUAUGCCAUCAAGAAGAAGGACGAGCUUGAGCGUGUGGCCAAGUCCAACCGUUGAUCUCCUAGUUGUGGCUCAAUAAACCUGUCAGCCUUUGGGGCAGUCCUUGCCUA
Echinops telfairi (small Madagascar hedgehog) is the source of this 764-nucleotide messenger RNA. It is a transcript of the gene RPS5, whose product is annotated as ribosomal protein S5. Gene Ontology annotation, molecular function: structural constituent of ribosome; mRNA binding; rRNA binding. The transcript is spliced from 6 exons. Bases 97 to 711 code for a protein of 204 amino acids. Gene Ontology annotation, cellular component: ribosome; cytosolic small ribosomal subunit. Gene Ontology annotation, biological process: translation; ribosomal small subunit assembly. The record is from RefSeq and is a predicted model, not a curated record. NCBI's taxonomy places the organism in Eukaryota, Metazoa, Chordata, Mammalia, Afrosoricida, Tenrecidae.